CUUGCUCCGGAAGGCUUUAAUUUGCACACUCGCCUCCGGGUGGGUCUGGGGCCCCAGAGGCUCGCAGGUCCCCGCCCCGCCGCGCAGCCUCCUGGCCUCGGGCCCCCAGCCGCGGCCAGAGCCCCGAGCCUCCCCAGCCUCCCCGCGGGCGGCGCCCUCCGCCGUCCCUCCGCCCUCCGCCGCAGUGCCCACCCCCUGCCCGCAGAGCGCUGCUCGCUGGGGCCGCAGUCAGUUACCUGCUCCGCGCGGCGAGCACGUGCGGGAGCCGACAGACAGACAGACAGACACUCCAGCUUCGCAGGAGGCCGGCGCCCCUGGCCCGCAGGUGCAGAGAUUGUGGGCAGACUAUGUAAUCGCUGCGGAGGGGGAAGAGGAGGGAUCGGCGCUCUCCAGCGGCGGCGCAGCGGCUCGGCUAGGCGGAGUUUCGCGGCGGCUGCGCCCGGCUUUUCGCCCGCGGGCGAGGAGGUCGCUCUGUCCAGCCCGGCGGCCGCGACUCCGACACCCCGGACCCUCUGUGCCGCGCCGGCAGCGUCCAGUCAGCAUGGAGAAGGACAGCCUGAGCCGCGCCGACCAGCAGUAUGAGUGCGUGGCGGAGAUCGGCGAGGGCGCCUACGGGAAGGUGUUCAAGGCCCGCGACCUGAAGAACGGCGGCCGCUUCGUGGCUCUCAAGCGCGUGCGAGUGCAGACCAGCGAGGAGGGCAUGCCGCUCUCCACCAUCCGCGAGGUGGCGGUGCUGAGGCACCUGGAGACCUUCGAGCACCCCAACGUGGUCAGGUUGUUUGAUGUGUGCACAGUGUCACGAACAGACAGAGAGACCAAACUUACACUGGUCUUUGAGCAUGUUGAUCAAGACUUGACCACUUACUUGGAUAAAGUUCCGGAGCCUGGAGUACCCACAGAAACCAUAAAGGAUAUGAUGUUUCAGCUUCUCCGAGGUCUGGACUUCCUUCAUUCUCACCGAGUAGUGCAUCGUGAUCUAAAACCACAGAACAUUCUGGUGACCAGCAGUGGACAAAUUAAACUGGCUGACUUUGGCCUUGCCCGCAUCUACAGUUUUCAAAUGGCCCUUACCUCAGUGGUCGUCACGCUGUGGUACCGGGCCCCAGAAGUCCUGCUCCAGUCCAGCUAUGCCACCCCUGUGGACCUCUGGAGUGUUGGCUGCAUAUUCGCAGAAAUGUUCCGCAGAAAGCCUCUUUUUCGAGGAAGUUCAGAUGUGGAUCAACUGGGAAAAAUCUUGGAUGUGAUUGGACUCCCAGGAGAAGAUGACUGGCCCAGGGAUGUUGCCCUUCCCAGGCAGGCUUUUCAUUCCAAAUCUGCCCAGCCCAUCGAGAAGUUUGUGACAGAUAUUGAUGAAGUAGGCAAAGACCUGCUUCUGAAAUGCUUGACAUUUAAUCCAGCUAAAAGAAUAUCCGCCUAUGGCGCCCUGAAUCACCCAUACUUCCAAGACCUGGAGAGGUACAAGGACAGCCUGCACAGCCACCUGUCAUCCACCCAGGGCACCUCGGAGCUGAACACAGCCUGAGGUUCCCCGGGGGUGCCAUGAGCUGGUCAUCGAAGCGUGUUGGUAGCUGACGAGUCCCCUCAGCAAGCCUUGCAGAGCAGCUCAAGAGUGCUGGCUGUCGACCUUCCAGCUGCCGGCUUCUGGAUGGGUUCUGCUCCACCAAGGACACCACCUAGUUUACUGUUCAGAAAUCAAUGCAAGAGUAAUUGCAGCUUUAUGUUCGUUCACUUGUUUGUUUGUCUGUCUGUCUCAAGAGCCUGGAAAACUUCCAGAAGAAGAGAAGCUGCUGACCAAUUGUGCUGCCAUUUCAUUUUCUAACCUUGAAUGCUGCCAGUGUGGGAUGGGUAAUCCAGGCCCAGCUGAGUUAUGAUGUCAUCUCUCGGCAGCUGCUGGGCCUGCCUUGGUACUUGUGAGUGUGUGUGAGAGAGAUCCCUGAUCU
Peromyscus leucopus (white-footed mouse) is the source of this 1940-nucleotide messenger RNA. RefSeq names its product cyclin dependent kinase 6 (gene Cdk6). The coding region runs from base 542 to 1522 and encodes 326 amino acids. The record is from RefSeq and is a predicted model, not a curated record. NCBI's taxonomy places the organism in Eukaryota, Metazoa, Chordata, Mammalia, Rodentia, Cricetidae. The transcript has 8 exons. Gene Ontology annotation, cellular component: cytoplasm; cyclin-dependent protein kinase holoenzyme complex; nucleus. Gene Ontology annotation, biological process: protein phosphorylation; cell dedifferentiation; signal transduction. Gene Ontology annotation, molecular function: cyclin binding; cyclin-dependent protein serine/threonine kinase activity; ATP binding.